Molecule: messenger RNA, 1035 nt
Organism: Exophiala spinifera
Lineage: Eukaryota; Fungi; Ascomycota; Eurotiomycetes; Chaetothyriales; Herpotrichiellaceae
Exons: 2
Coding region: 1-1035 (344 amino acids)
Source: RefSeq, a predicted model, not a curated record
AUGGCCCCUACAUCUGAGCCUGGCAGCGGCAAACCGACAAACGCAGCUCAUCUGACCUUGGAAGCAUGGUCGCAGGGCAUGAUGGUCGGCUCGCUGGUGACCAUGGCCAUGAUCACCGCGGCAAACAUGCGAGCCGGCGUACUGCUUCACAAGCUUGUUCUUCUCGAAGUACGUAUGGAACGAAAUUUUGACUCCGCUCUCUCCAGAAAUCAAGAUACCCUGUUUCUUUUUGGCCCUUUUUCUGAGGAAAGCCGGCUAACCCAAAGGUCGCUGAAGCUGGUGUUGGCGAUCCCCAACGGUUUCUUCAUCUUCUUCAACGCCCCAGUGUUUGGCUGGUAUCUGUCUUCGACCGCGGUGUUGCUCAUUACGUCCUGGGGCCUUCACAACGUCAUUGCCUGGAUCAAGAACAAACCAUUUCUCAGCCAGACGACCAGUCGCAUUUACAUUGGCACGGUCGCCUUGGUCCAGGCGUACUGGGUGGUUGAGAUUUACGCCAAUUUUGCAUAUUUCAACAACAUCAAUGAGCGGUUGUUUGUACGGACCAGGCCGUAUGAAGCACUCUGUCGUGACCCGUGGUGGAUCUUUACAACGGUCAACCUCCUCUGGAAUAUCAAGCACCGUUACAACUUGGGGUUUCUGACCAUCAUUCGCGUCUCACCGCGUUUUGGCAUCCUCUUGCUGAGCAUGUGUCUCAGCGUGGCAUUCAUCGUCGUUGACAUUCUCUCCGUCACAUCGGUGCUUGACACGGGCUCUAUCAAUCCGUUCUGGAAGUUCUCUUUCGUCUUCAAGUGUUUCACCGACACUAUCAUCCUAGACGACUUCAAGACCGCCUUGGACAAACUGUGGCAGCAUGGGAAGAAUUCUAUCGUGGUUGGGAAUGUGCACCGGGAGAAUAAGAUCGUGCCGGUGGUCGAGCAGCUGGAACUCCAGAGGCGAGCGGAAAUUCGGUGCCUAUCGUUCUCCGAUCCCUUGGAGGGAAAUGUGAUUAUGAUGACCCGGUUGGGAAGCCGAGCCGGAGGUGAAAAUGAAGUUUGA